Molecule: messenger RNA, 1870 nt
Organism: Carassius carassius (crucian carp)
Lineage: Eukaryota; Metazoa; Chordata; Actinopteri; Cypriniformes; Cyprinidae
Product: cystine/glutamate transporter-like
Exons: 12
Coding region: 28-1536 (502 amino acids)
Biological process (GO): amino acid transmembrane transport
Cellular component (GO): membrane
Molecular function (GO): L-amino acid transmembrane transporter activity
Source: RefSeq, a predicted model, not a curated record
GUGUGUGUUUGUGAGUUAGUGAACAAGAUGCCCAGAAGGACUGUGUCAGUUCCGCAUCCCACCGGGGAUCCAACUCCAAGUAAUUUUGCAGAGAAAGACCCUCUCAAAUCAAAUGGAGACCCCCAUGCCAGAGCCCCCGAGGAAAGGGUGGAACUGCGGAAGAAGGUGACCCUGCUCAGAGGAAUCUCUAUCAUCACUGGGACGAUCAUAGGAGCGGGAAUAUUCAUUUCUCCAAAGGGAAUUCUGAAAAACUCAGGCAGCGUGGGAAUGUCACUGGUGGUGUGGAUUGCCUGUGGGAUUCUGUCUCUUUUCGGUGCUCUAUCAUAUGCUGAGCUGGGUACAAGUAUUAAAAAGUCUGGUGGCCAUUACACGUACAUUCUGGAGGCGUUCGGUCCGAAAAUGGCUUUUAUGAGAAUGUGGGUUGACAUGAUUGCCAUUAGACCUGCAGGUUUGGCUGUGAUCGGUCUGGCAUUUGGCCGCUAUAUUUUAGAGCCCAUCUUCAUGCCAUGUGGAGUUCCUGAAAUUGCCAUUAAAUUGGCCACAACAAUCGGACUCACUGCGGUAAUGUAUCUUAACAGCAUGAGUGUAAGCUGGACUGCCAGAAUCCAGGUCUUCCUCACAUUCACCAAGCUGCUCACUAUUGCCGUUAUCAUUGUUCCAGGAGUAUAUCUACUUUUCAAAGGGGAGACCAAAAACUUUGAGAAUGCAUUUGAGGUCAGCACCGUACAUUUGUCAGGACUUCCUCUCGCCUUCUACUCAGGGAUGUUCGCCUAUGCCGGCUGGUUUUACUUGAAUUUUGUGACUGAGGAGGUGGAGAAUCCUGAGAGGACAGUGCCUCUUGCCAUCUGCAUCUCCAUGGUGAUAGUAAUGAUCUGUUACACAAUGACAAACGUGGCAUAUUACACUGUGAUGUCAGCAGAAGAGCUGUUAGCCUCCGAUGCCGUAGCUGUGACUUUUGCAGAGAAACUGAUGGGAAACUUCUCUUUUGCAGUUCCAGUUUUUGUGGCUCUGUCUUGCUUUGGGUCCAUGAAUGGAUGCCUUUUUGCUAUCUCAAGAAUGUUCUUUGUGGCCUCUCGAGAAGGUCAGCUUCCUGAAGUUCUCGCUAUGAUUCACAUACGCCGACACACGCCAUUACCUGCUGUGAUAGUCCUGUAUCCAAUCACACUACUGAUCCUCUUCCUAGGGGACAUCUACAGCCUGCUGAACUUUAUGAGCUUCCUGCGCUGGUUGUUCAUCGGGGUUGCUGUCAUCGGCCUCAUCUACAUGCGCUACACACGCCCUGAUAUGCCCCGACCAUUUAAGGUCCCUAUUUUCAUCCCUGCUGUGUUCUCCCUCACCUGCUUCUUCAUGGUCUUCCUUUCUCUAUAUUCAGAUCCAAUUAAUACUGGUAUUGGCUUCGCCAUCUCUCUCACAGGGAUCCCUGCAUACUACAUAUUCAUCCACUGCGAAAGAAAACCCAAAUGGUUACAGAAAUUCUCAGAUUCUGUGAACAGAUCACUACAAAUCAUCCUAGAAGUGGUUCCUGCCGAUCAAUGACCAUCAUCCUUUUUCUCUGUGCAUGUACAGUAUGUGCGUAGGCUAUACGGUAUCUGUUCAUUCACUUAGUAUCUAGUACUGUAGUUCUCAGCUGGUGGGUCAUGACCAAAAAUGGGCACAUUUGUGUUGACAGCAGAGAGAGAACAAUCCUAAAUGCAAAUAAUAAAAUGCAACUGAAGCUAAACCAGUUGAGACCUACUGCUGUCUGUAUCGAAAAUGAAAUACAGUAUCUCAAAUGUCUCUGCUUCGGUCCACCCUGAGAAAGAGACAUAACACUGUCAUUUCAACACAUUAUUCAAUUUCCAAUGCUAUGAAUCACCUAAUGUGACAUAGC